Molecule: messenger RNA, 936 nt
Organism: Odontomachus brunneus
Lineage: Eukaryota; Metazoa; Arthropoda; Insecta; Hymenoptera; Formicidae
Gene: Prx6a
Product: peroxiredoxin-6
Exons: 5
Coding region: 67-735 (222 amino acids)
Biological process (GO): cell redox homeostasis; cellular oxidant detoxification
Cellular component (GO): cytosol; mitochondrion
Molecular function (GO): peroxiredoxin activity
Source: RefSeq, a predicted model, not a curated record
AAUUCCAUUUACUAAUAAAACUUUGUAGUAUUUGCAUUGUUAUAAGGUUAAAAUUACAAUAGCACUAUGGUUCUAUUAGGUGAAAUAUUUCCAGACUUUACGGCAGACACGCAGAUAGGCACGAUCAAGUUCCAUGAGUGGCUAGGCGACUCGUGGGCUAUUUUGUUUUCCCACCCUAAUGACUUCACACCAGUGUGCACAACUGAAUUAGCACGAGUUGCAAAAUUGAUGCCUGAAUUUAAGAGGUUGGGAGUGAAAGUCAUUGCACUCUCUUGCAAUUCCAUUGAUUCCCAUCGUAAAUGGAUAGAAGAUAUAAAAAGUUAUGGGGAGAUAACAGACAAAGAGUUUCCAUACCCGAUAAUAGAAGAUGAAGCCAGAAAACUAGCUACAUUGCUAGGAAUGUUGGAUCCUAUGGAGGUGGAUAGCCAAGGAUUACCAAUGUCAGCACGAGCAGUGUUUAUAAUUGAUCCCGCUAAAAAGAUGCGACUAUCAAUUUUAUAUCCAGCUACUACUGGACGAAAUUUCGAUGAAAUAAUAAGAGUAAUUGAAUCACUCCAGCUUACGGAGAAGUACAAAGUAGCAACUCCUGUGGAUUGGAAGAAAGGAGACGAUGUAAUGAUUCAGCCGAAUAUAUCGGAAAACGAAGCCAAAGCUUGCUACAACAAUAUAAAAACUGUGAUGUUGCCUUCUGGUAAAACGUACCUGCGAAUUGUGCCACAACCAAUCGAUACAUAAAAGGAUUCUUGUAUAUCUUCAAUGUGGUGUUGACUAAAGUCUAUGAGACAUAAAAUUUGAACCAUACUAAUUUGUAUUCGGGUUGACAGAGAAUUAAAUGUUCUCAUCCUUGGUAUUUGCAAACAACAAAAGAAGCUGUUUAUUGUUUCACCUAAUGUAAUUAAAAGUACAUUGCGUUAUAUACAUCUUAUUUUCCAAGUA